Messenger RNA from Coregonus sp. 'balchen', 1434 nucleotides. Lineage: Eukaryota; Metazoa; Chordata; Actinopteri; Salmoniformes; Salmonidae. The record is from the annotation of a GenBank genome assembly.
CGUUCUCAACAGGCAGCAGAGUCAAGUUUGGACAAAUAGAACGAACUGUUGGGAAUAUUGCAGAUAGGCUGACUGGAAAGAUGGUUGACAAGUUUGUGGGGACCUGGAAAAUGAUUUCCAGCGAGAACUUUGAUGACUACAUGAAAGCUUUGGGUAUGAUAUUUGUCUAAUCUUAAAUAAAUUAUUGAUUAAAUAUGAAUGUAUAUAAUUAUGAUACAACAUAAGAAUUAGUCAUUUGUAUUUAUAUAAAAGUUAUUAUGCAUUUCUAAUGCUUUGGGUUGGGCAACAACACACUGCCAAUACAUCCCUCUUGACAGUUUGAUCUCCGUUGUGCAGGUGUUGGUUUCGCGACCCGACAGGUGGGAAACCGCACCAAGCCCAGUCUGAUCAUCAACAUGGACGACCAAGGAAUGAUCUGUUUGAAAUCCCAGAGCACUUUCAAAACCGUUGAGAUUAAAUUCAAUCUCAACGAGUCUUUCGAGGAAACAACCGCCGACGACAGAAAAACAAUGGUUGGUUGGGAUCAAAAUAUGUGUGUGAAAGUCCGUUGACUUGGGUUAACGGGUCAUUGGAAAUAACUGUCAUUUUUUCCUUUCAUCUUCAGACCGUUUUUACUCUUGAAAAUUGCAAACUUGUGCAAAAACAGAACUGGGACGGCAAAGAGACAACAAUAGAGAGAGAGGUGACUGGUGAUGGAAAGUUGAUAGCGGUAAGGAAUAGUUUUUUAAUUUCUUAUUUUAAAAAACAACGUUAUUAUAGCUUACACGUUUCUCAAAUGGUCCAGUAGACUUUUUUUGGCAUGUUUGUAGUGCUUGUUUAUUUGUAAAUAACUUCUGGACUUGACAGACUAAUGUAAAAAAAAAAUGUAUGAUAUUAUAAAGUCAUUUUUCUAAACUUUUUUCACCACAAAGUUGAAAUGUUGCCAAUGAAACUUGUUGGGAAAGUUAAGUCACACUUGACCAUAUAUGCUCAACCAUUUUACAUCUAACUUUGAACAAGUGACUGAACAAGUGUUUUAUCACUCUUUAACAUAAAACAUGCUUGAGUGUGUAUUCCUGGCUCUUCGCCUGCACCUGAAACAUCUCAACUCUGACCCAACACACCCUAUUUUCCUCUCCUAUUCUCCUCUCUUCUCCUUUCCCCUCCUCUUCUCUUCCUCCCCUCUUCCACUCUUCCUUCUCAUCCUUACAGAAAUGCAUGAUGGGGGAUGUGAUUGCGGUGAGGACAUACAUGAAGGAGGUCUAAUGGGACUCAGGACCAUUUUGUUUCGGAUGACGACAGGCUCAGUUCAAUGAGCAGCAAAGCUAAAGUUACAGCACCUAUUGCUCAUAUUCUUCAUUGUAUUGCCAAAGCAAAUUUAUGCAUUGUACUACUCCAAUAUGAUACAUUUGGUUAUAAACAUUGUUUUGAUUUUAAUAAAAACCUUAAAAUUGC